AUGGCGAUUCGAGGAGCUGAGGAAAUGGGUUCAGAAUUGGGGAAAGCCGCGGGCGAUACGGAGACACGAGGUGGCCGGGGGGAAGGCGGCCAGGAAGUGGCAGAUAGCGGUGGACCGCGGUGGACACAGCGAGACAGAGGGGAGUCUAGCGUCACGGCGAGCAGAAAAGACCAGUCAGUGGAUGAACGUCGCCGGGGAUGGCGAUGGGCCACGUUGGGCGAGGACGAGUUCUUACAGGUUGUGCUGACGGCAGAAUGGGGACGGAUGGCCGGGAUCAGAAGGAAAGUCAGAGACACUGGCCGGACAGUGACGCCGAUCGUCCGUCACCGCCUUGGACGCGGUGGAGCCGAUCUGAAUCUCGAACUUCUCCAGAUGCUUCUGGAUGCGGCGGGUUGCGGGAUGGCUUGGGCUGGCGUGGGUGAGAUCUCCAGUGCCCAUUUCUACUGGGCUCGCAUGGCAUGGGGGUGCGAUCGGCAUUCUGCAGGACCUCGACUCUCUCUGCUGGGUCCUGAUUCGUGCCAGCGACACAGUCCAAAUCUCGCAAGGGCUUUCUCCGUGACGAACCUCUCCCACCUCCCCCCCGGCCCUUUCAACCUUUCCAGCACGGGACUGCCAUCCAGAUACCGGGGAUCGCGGAAUGCAGCAGGGGCAACACCAUCGACCGUUCUCUUCGCAUCCUGGGCCAUUGUCCCAAACCCAAACAGGGAGCUCACGAUCCUUGGUCUGGCUCGCAACGGGUAA
This is a messenger RNA of Penicillium argentinense, 741 nucleotides long. RefSeq lists its product as uncharacterized. The transcript has 3 exons. The record is from RefSeq and is a predicted model, not a curated record. Bases 1 to 741 code for a protein of 246 amino acids. Lineage: Eukaryota; Fungi; Ascomycota; Eurotiomycetes; Eurotiales; Aspergillaceae.